UGUUAAAUCAUAUAAUAACCUAAAAGGCAUUUUCAAUGGAGAGAGCUUUUCUUCUUUUACCUUUCUUUUGUCACUGUAUCGGUGCUCGGGUUUUGCUUUUGAUUUCUUUUUUUUUAGUUCAUCCCUGAUUAAUAAUUAGGCGUCGAUGGCGUCAUUAUCGAACCCAUUUCUUUACUCAAUUUAUUAUAUUUUCUUGUUUGGUGUCUUCACUCAAUUAUAUUCCUUUGAUUGUACUAUUUCUCAAUCAUUGAUGGCAUGGUUUAAUUCAUAAGCAAUAUCUUUAGUUUUAGUUUAACGAUGAUCAUUUUGAGUUCUUGCAAAGAGAUGAAUAUACCCUUUAUGAUUAACUUAUACUAAGCUUGUUAUUUCCUUUUUAAAUUUGUCUUUCUUUAUUGGAGCAGUAAAUAUUACUUUCUUUAAUGGCGGAUGCCCUUGGGCCAAGGCUAUACUGCUGCUAUAAGUGCCAAAACGUCGUUUCCCGUCACGAUGAUAUUAUCUCUAAAGGUUUCCAGGCAAACAAUGGCAGAGCCUUUCUCUUCUCCCAUGCAAUGAACAUUACUCUAGGAAGUAAAGAGGAUCGUCACCUGAUCACCGGUCUCCAUACCGUUGCUGAUGUCUACUGCUCCGAUUGCAGCGAGUUGCUUGGUUGGAAAUACGAAAGAGCCUAUGAAGAAUCACAAAAAUAUAAGGAGGGCAAAUUCAUACUAGAGAAGUUCAAGAUUGUCAAGGAAAAUUGGUAGGAGCAACAAGUUUGUCCUUCUUAUAUGGCGAAACUACUUAAAUUCAUUGUUUAGAACUCAUAAUUAGCCUAAUUGUACAUAAAUUAAUGCAUUAAUGCAGUUGAAAGUUGUUUAAUGCUACAAAUGAGAUCAGGAAACUGAUAUGGAUUGGAAGGAAAAUUAAAAUGGAUUUUAAUCCAAAAGAAGUCAAAGAUUGUUUUUUUUAGUAGUUUCCAGGUAGUUUCCUGUGAGAUUGGUGUAGUUUUCUGGCUCAGAAGGUCGUUCACAUGGCGGCAGUACGAUUCUGGUAAAUGCAUAUGCCGUGACGUCUCUGAUUACAUCAAUCUGAGUUGUCUUCCUCUUGGUAUUUCACAUCAUUACCAAGAUGUAUGAUAAAAAUGUACAACCAGUCUAAUUGCAGGCUAUUGAAAUUAUAGGUUUUAUAAUUAGAAA
Jatropha curcas is the source of this 1172-nucleotide messenger RNA. Its product is annotated as protein yippee-like At4g27745. NCBI's taxonomy places the organism in Eukaryota, Viridiplantae, Streptophyta, Magnoliopsida, Malpighiales, Euphorbiaceae. The record is from RefSeq and is a predicted model, not a curated record.